AUGAGCCUCGUGGGUAAGACCACCGUCAUCACGGGGGGCGCUCGUGGGAUAGGUCUAUCUUUGGUUGAAGCUGUUGCGGAGGCGGGUGGAGAUGUGGCAGUUCUCGACGUGCUAGAGAAGCCGCAGACUGAUUUGUCUACUCUUGGCAUCAAAGCCAAGUACUAUCGUACCGAUGUAACCAAGAUGGACGCUUUAGAAGAAACGUUUCGUCAGAUCAACAUUGACUUUGGGCGCAUCGAUAACUGUGUCACUGCCGCAGGGAUAGUGGCCGACAAGUCGUUCUUCGACCACUCUUGGGAAGAAUGCGAGAACCUUCUCAAGGUUAAUGUCCUUGGAACAUUCUUCUGUGCACAGCUCGCCGCGAAAGCGAUCAAAGACCAAGGCUCUGGUGGCAGCCUUGUGUUCAUUGCUUCAAUCGCAUCCCACAUAGCCCUUCCACUGCAACGGCUUCCCAUGUAUGGAGCAACCAAGGGCGCGGUGCGAGUGAUGAUGAAACAGCUGGCUGUUGAGCUGGCACCGCUCAAAAUCCGUGUCAAUACUGUCUCACCAGGAUUCAUCCGUACAGAUAUGACAGAUCUCUGCGCGACGCAACAGCCAGAACUGUAUUCUGUGUUUAGUUCUGCCCCGCCGAUGGGACGGAUUGGCGAGACGAGUGACAUAACAGGCGCUGUGAACUACCUUCUGAGCGAUGCAUCCUCGUACACGACUGGGGCAGAUAUUCCCAUCACGGGCGGUUUAAUCGCUGGACGGAUUGCGAAUUGA
Messenger RNA from Alternaria alternata, 762 nucleotides. RefSeq names its product short chain dehydrogenase. Bases 1 to 762 code for a protein of 253 amino acids. The transcript has 4 exons. NCBI's taxonomy places the organism in Eukaryota, Fungi, Ascomycota, Dothideomycetes, Pleosporales, Pleosporaceae. Gene Ontology annotation, molecular function: oxidoreductase activity, acting on NAD(P)H, oxygen as acceptor. Gene Ontology annotation, cellular component: intracellular anatomical structure. The record is from RefSeq and is a predicted model, not a curated record.